Messenger RNA from Scomber scombrus (Atlantic mackerel), 9247 nucleotides. It is a transcript of the gene prrc2b, whose product is annotated as proline-rich coiled-coil 2B. NCBI's taxonomy places the organism in Eukaryota, Metazoa, Chordata, Actinopteri, Scombriformes, Scombridae. The transcript has 31 exons. The record is from RefSeq and is a predicted model, not a curated record. Gene Ontology annotation, biological process: cell differentiation. The coding region runs from base 199 to 6858 and encodes 2219 amino acids.
CCCAGCAACAACACUGCAAGCGGUUCAACCUAUGAAGAUCGGGCUCUACAAUCGCCAUCCAUCCUUUGAAUAGACAACAUUUUGUGGAAAUAUAUCACUGUCACUGCUCAGAAGGUACACUAAGUCGUUGAAUCGAAUCAGAAGGCACUGGGAAGAGGCGCAAAGAAAAAUUUCCAUACUCGAUGACAUUACAUCGCAAUGUCCGAUCGUUUGGGGCAAAUAACCAAGUCCAAGGAUGGGAAAAGCAAGUAUUCCUCACUCAGCCUAUUUGACAAGUACAAGGGAAAAUCAAUAGAAACUCAGAAAAACACAGUAGUUCCGCGACAUGGCUUGCAGAGUCUUGGCAAAGUGGCCACAGCCCGGCGCAUGCCCCCACCUGCUCACCUGCCGAGCUUGAAGUCUGAAAACAAAGGAAACGAUCCCAACGUGAUUAUUGUGCCCAAAGACGGUACAGGAUGGGCGAACAAGCAGGAACAACCCGAACAAAAGAGUUCUAUUGCAUCAAUACCACAGCUGCCGGAGUUGCCGCCGCAGCAGGCUUUACAGAAAUCUGUCUCCAAUCUUCAGAAGCCCUCACCGAUAGCCAACCAAGAGAACACAAACACAGGUGGACCAAAGCAAUGGGCCCAGCUAAAUGGAAAGGCAGUAGAGCAAGAUGGUUCAAGGGUCUCAAACCGACUUCAGCCCUUCUCUCACGAGGAAUUUCCCACACUGAAGGCAGCUGGAGAACAGGACAGGGUUGGCAAGGAAAGAAGCGGCUUCGAUCCGUCGUAUGGGCCAGGACCAAGCCUCCGCCCCCAAAAUGUGACGAGCUGGAGGGAAGGUGGUGGCAGGAACCUUCAGCCCUCGUCCCUGACCCUCGGCCUGCCAGCAGAUCCUGAGGUUAAGCUCACUGCCCUGGGUGAGACUGGCACCCCUCCAGCCUCAUCUCACCCCACCUCAGCCACCGGCACCACCUCUUCUAGUGUAGUGACGGCUCAGUCACCAGUCCUCGACCCCAAAGAGCCUUCCCUGCGACCCGCCCAGCCUGUCCGCAGAACAACCGUCCCUACUGCCCUGCAGUACCAGCUUCACCACACUUCGAAUGCUGUCUACCAUGACAUGUUGCCAGCAUUUAUGUGCUCUAAAGAGACACGUGAAGCCCCAGGCACAGACCAUGUCCCUACCACCGUAGCAGCACCAGCCCGAUUUGACAGCAAACCCACUUUUAGACAGAGCUAUGCCAAACCUGAACUUGUCAACGGUGAUGUGAGAAGAGAGAACCGCUUUGUCCGCGCUCCACCUCGACUCUCUUCUCAGCCCAUCCGUAGGCCUGGUGAGAGACCCCAACGCCCAGCUAUCAUUAAUCCGGAAGACCUGAAGGAUCUGGAUGAGCUUGACCAUGACUGUGAGGACGGAUGGGCUGGGCUCCACGAAGAAGUUGAUUAUAGUGAGAAACUCAAGUUCAGCGAUGAUGAAGAAGAACACUCCAGUGAUAAAAACAAGAUGUGGACUGAAUGGGAGAGGGAGAGAGAGAGAGAGAACCAAUCGUCCUUAAGUUCAGGUGAAGCAUCUUACCCCCAGGAGGGUCCUGAGGAUAGUUAUUCUUACCAACAUCAUCACCACGAGCCUCCCAGGAAGACCAACGGCAGAUACCUCUCUACGGACACCCAGGCAAUGCAGAAAAACCAAGGUGAGCCACUGACUGACCAGGAAGAUCACCAGCGCCAGUCUCAGACUCAGGUUCCAGCUAGGGCAAAGUAUGUGUCACCGGAGCUGUCAGAAGCUGUUGAAAGGGCUCGUAGAAGGCGGGAGGAGGAGGAGAGACGUGCCCGAGAGGAAAGGCUGGCUGCCUGUGCUGCAAAACUCAAAAAGCUGGAUGAGAAGUUUGGGAAGACUGAAAGGCAGAUGUCAAGGACAGAGGAGGGCCAGAAAGAUGGAGAGGUCAAAGAAGCCCCUCUGUCUCCAAACAGGGAACAGAGUAAAGCCCACCUUGAGAACUGGCAGUACAGCACAAAAGAUGGAAGUGAGUGUCCCCCAGACAACUCCCCUGGCCAUAGUUACCAUGAGGAACCUAGCUUCUCCAACUACCGUGGCAGCGGGGAUGACGGCCAGGAGCCCUCCUCCCCUUCUGAAGACUACAGUGGACGUCACCCCUCCAAACCCAUCCCACCCCGCUUCCAGAAACAACCACAGCACCAGCAGCAGGAACAAGUAUACAAGAUGCAACACUGGCAGCAGUCAGGUCACCCUGCUCCUUCUGGUUCAAGCCACACCCAGCGGGGCUACUAUCCCCCACAUGUCCUCGGGUUUGACCCCCGCUGGAUGAUGAUGCCGCCUUUCAUGGAUCCCCGCAUGGCUCAAGGUCGAUCUCCUGUGGAUUACUACCCUGGUGCUGUGCACUCUACAGCAGGAAUGAUGAAACCCAUGAUGCAUCAAGACCACUUGAACAGUCCUGGUUCUGAUGAGGGAUGUCAUCCCAAUUUGCACCAGGAGAGAAGAGCCCCUUCCACUGAGCCUUAUCCCAUGUGGAACCAAGAUGGCUACCCCUUGCGCAGCUUCACUCCACCCUACCAGAGACAGCAUGAAAGCUCUGAAAGUGGUCAGCCAGAUGACAGAGGUGAUAUGGCCUGUUCCCAACAGGACUCCUAUGAAGAGAGGGCCAGUGAGUGCUUGUCCCACCCUCAAGAUGAUCUCCCUCAUCAUGCCUACCAGAGCCGAGGUCCAGACAGAGAACACCAUGACCAAGGGUUGCUGACCACUGCUCAGAGCCACUCCCAGCACCAUGCAGAUAAUGAAUACCCAAAACAAGACUCUAGAGACAAGCAUCUGAAAGAUGGCCCUCAAUCUCAUGAUGAGACCUUAGAUGCCCCCAAGGACAAUUGGAAAAGAGAUGGAGGACAGAAACUAGAUGGAGGACUCAGUAACGCUCAAAGCCAGUGGUCUGAACCCAGCUCAGGUUCCAGUAGUAGUGUUGGCCAGCCAUCUGAGACCAUUGGGCGCACCUUGACCCGCAGAACUGGUCCUAUCAAGAAACCAGUUCUCAAGGCUCUCAAAGUGGAGGAGAAGGAGAACGAGAAGCCUAAACCUGAGCCUGAAGAGAAGCCCGUCCCUUACCGCCUGGAGAAAGAAGUCCUAACUAAUGUGUAUGACUUGAAGAAAGACAACCAGCCUGCCAUCAACAGGCGCUCAGCUUCACCUGUUAUUGAGAAACAGCCCGAAGAGAGGCAGCGUCAGUCACCAGCUCCCACCAAAACAGACAGGCCUCUAAGCAGCCAAAGCGAUGACUCUCCUAAGGAGAGCACCUGGGACAGUGGCAAGAGCCAGUCACCUAGAGAUAACCAGGAAAACCGAGAGCCCCAGGCACCACGGCGCAACAACUGGAUCUUCAUUGAUGAAGAACAGGCCUUUGGGGCAGUCAGAGGAACAGGUAGAGGCCGCAGUCGAGGCUUUAGGGAAUUUAGCUCUAGAGGUGGGACCCGUGGUGGCCGAGGUGGAGACAAUAUCAGAGGGGCUUAUAACAACAGUGGCACUCAGCGGACAGGUAGAGGGCGAGCACCACCAAGGGACCUUGUCAAGGUGGAGGAGUUCCAGAGGGGCAAACCCCGGAGACGUAAUGUCAGUGAGACAUUGAGUGAAGCCUCUGAGUACGAGGAAUUGCCAAAGAGGCGCAGACAGAAGGGGUCUGAAAAUGGAGAUGGCUACACAGAGUCUGGAGAAGUCCGUAAAGCUGACCGAGACUCUUGGAGAUCCAACAAGGUGUACACAGAUGAGCAGGCAAACAAUGAUGCCAGAGAAAAGGCCAAGGCCAGCAGGGGUCGCAUGCUGCCUCCCAGACUGAACACCACUGGAAGUUACAGUCGAGGCUUUGGAGGCUCCAGGGAUAUUUCUACAUGGAGGGGCCGUGGCCCCCAGUUCAGUAGCAAUGGCGGUCCCAUGCAAGAAAAUGGUUAUGGUCCUGGAGCUGAGACUGUUUACACUCGCAGGCCUCCGCUUGAGCGCGACACUCUCAAGUAUCAAGCUAAAUUAUCUGGCUCCUUCAUGGAGAACGGCACAGAGGACCGUGAAGGAGAAUACUAUUUUGACAAUGACAACCCUGACAGACAAGCGUUAAGGAGGCGCCGCCCACCACGUCAAGACAAGCCUCCACGCUUCCGUCGUCUACAGCAAGAACGGGAACCUGGCUCAAACCAGUGGACAAGUGACGAGUACAUAAAUGGAGACGUAGCAAACCCCUGGCCUGGUCGCCCCAAAAGCACUGGGGAUGACAACUGGCCCAGCGGCCACUAUUCUGCUGGACGCACAAACCAGCACGGCCAGGCAGAGGAAUGGGAAACUGGAUCAGACAACAGCGACUUCAGUGACUGGAGAGAGAAGCGAGGUGGAAGUGGGGGGACGGCUACACAGGGACAUGGUGACAUUCCCUCAGACUCUGGCCAUAGUGAACCGGGCUCUGUUGAGAAAAGGGAACUUUCCAAGCGAAGCUUCUCCAGCCAGAGACCAUUGGUGGAACGGCAGAACAGAAAAGGAGAGCCAUCCCUGCUGGAAGCGAGCAAGAUGACACGUACAUCUGAUAAUCCCCCCACCUCCUCUAACAGGAAUGACAGCUGGCAGAAUGGAGGGACAACUUGUAAGAGCAGGAGCCCAGAUGAGUCGGGCCCAGUCUACAGCUUAGAGCAGCCGGAGGACAGGGAGCCCAGUGAGCCCUCAGGGAAGAAAUUAGACAAGGAGCUGAAGCCAGGACCUGUCAAGACAGACAUAGGCGAACCUCUUUCACAGUAUGAGCUCAGCAGCUAUCCAAUCGAAGGAGAUGCAGGGGUUCCAGUUUCAAAUCCAGAUGGAUACCAGGAUGCCUUGAACAAAAAGCAAAGACGCCCACAAGAAGAUGAGAGGAGGAGGAAGGAACAGGGAGCUGCUGUGCCAGUGAAGAACAGGACAAUCACCUCCAAGAUACCACCUCGCUUUGCCAAAAAGCAGGGAAGCAUGAGUAUCGAACAACCCGAGGAAGCUCUUUCUUCUAACAACCUGGGAACUGAAAUCUGGGAGACCAACAGCUCAGCUCUUUCAGUGCAGUCCUCAGGUGGAGACUCGUGGACUAAACAGGUGUCUUACACUGGGAGCGAGCCCAACUCUGAGGACUCGGAUGCAGGCCCAGAACAGAGUAAAGAACAGCACAAGCCAGGGCCCAUAGGAAAUGAACGCUCCCUGAAGCACCGCAAGGGCUCAGAAGGUGUUGAUCGGUUGGAAGGGGGCCCAAUCACUCCAGUCAAUGGUGUGGAUCUCCAUGUGGACACUGUGCUGCCUGUACCCCCAAUUGAGUUUGGUGUCAGUGCCAAAGACUCUGAUUUCAGUCUACCACCAGGUUCUACCCCAGUGCCUGUGUCCAAUCCUGUCAACAAGCUUCAGGAGGCUCUUGCCACCAAUACUGCUCUCAAUCAGAGUAUCACCAUGCUGCGCUCCAACCACCUGCAGCCUGCCAUUAACCUCAACCCCAUCUCCUUUCCCAGUGCAGACCUCACACUCAAGAUGGAAUCAGCACGCAAGGCAUGGGAGAACUCCCAGUCACUCCCUGAACAAGGCUCUCCUGGUGGAGUAGCUUCAGGUGUUCAGCCUCCCUGCAGCGUCGGCUCUUCCAGUGGUGUCAGCUACAGUUCUUUCGGAGGGGUUUCCAUGCCGAUGCCUGUGGCAUCAGUAGCACCAUCCAUGUCCAUGCAAGGUAAUCAUAUCCCCCCGUUGUAUCUGGAUGGUCAUGUCUUUCCUAGCCAGCCACGCCUGGUACCUCCCAACAUGACCCAGCAGCAGACCUACCAACAGGCGGCUGCAGCCCAGCAGAUUCCCAUCUCUUUACACACGUCUCUUCAGGCGCAGGCUCAGUUGGGUCUUCGGGGAGGUCUACCUGUUUCUCAGUCCCAAGAGAUGUUCAACUCAAUUCCUCCCUUCAGGUCCCAGGUUUACAUGCACCCCAACCUGUCACAGCCCAGCCCCAUGGUACUGUCGGGUGGAGCCCCUCUCAAGGGACCCUACUCGGCUUUCCCUGGCAUGCAGCCCUCAGACAUGGUCAAGACUCAAUCCGGGUCACACUACCAGCCAAUGAAUGGCAGCCAGCAGCUAGUCUACGACAGCCAGAUGAACCAGGGUCCUGGUAUGGGAUCUUCCCAGUUAAUGGACUCUCAGCUCAUCCAGGUGACCAUGCCACUACCUGGCUCUCAGCUGCGCUAUGGCUCAGCUCAGCAACAUCUCAUCCUCCCUCAGUCCAUCCAGCUGCAGCAGGGACAGAACUUGUCAGUAGGAGCCCCACGCCGAAUGUUGCCACCUGGCUCCCAGUCUGCUGUCAUGACGGGCCGAGAGGGCUCGCAGAUGGAAAUGAAAGGCUUCCAGUUCUCUGACAAGCCAAAUCAUUCCCCAGGCAUGUCCGGAGGGUCCUACAGGCCUGGGUCUGCCAGCCCUAGCGGGAAGCCCCCGGGUCCUGUAGGCCCUCUGCCUACACACUUCGCUCAACAGGUCCCACCCGCUCAGGGCAGCAUGGUGAUGCACAUGCGGCCCCCCACCACUGGCCCUUUCCCCAACCCCAUCCAGAGACCAGUCAUGCAGGUCAACAAGCCUGUUAUCAUCCGCCCCCCCCCUUACCCCAACCCCAUCCGUGACCCUUCCCACUCCACCCCUCCCUCAGCCCCUGAGCCCCCUGUCAAAGGUCCAGAGGAUGGCAUGAAGAGUAAAACCAUGCGAGAUGUGCGCAAGGCAGUGGGUGAGGGCAAGACACCAUCCGGGGGCAUGACCAGCAAACUCCAGGAGCCCCUUCCCUCCACGGGGCAAGCCAAACCAGCACGCACUGGAGCCAUCAAACCCCAGGCUGUCAAAGUGGAGGAGGGCAAGGCAUAACAAUGGACCUUAAAAUCCUCAUCACCACCCAGCCUACCAACACAAAGCCCCCCUGACCAAUGCCUGAGCCAAAGGCACUAAGGCAAGGGGCAUCCAUGCAGACAUAAUGAAUUAUCCCUCUUGAACUGUCAGAACUGGACACUUAUUAUUUCACACCACGUAUAGAGAUAUAUAAAUAUAUAUAAAUAUAUACAUAGACACAAACAGUCUUUUAAGCAGAUCUCUUCAAGGUCCUCUUUAAUUUAUUAUUAGUCACUUUUAAGGGGAGAGGGGGUAAAGAGAAAAGAUAUUUCUGUUUUUUGUGUUUAUCUGCGAAGUGGGGGGAGGAGAGGGUGGGAAGAAAAAUGGCCAAUUAAGAGAGACUGUUCAUUUUUCAUACCAUUUUGCCAAACUGUAUUUACUCCAUUAAUGGACUUUAGCCCUUAAGACCAGGUAGACACUUGAUACAACUCACUAUGAGAAGCGAAAUCUGUUCAAAUUUUUUAAACAAAUUUAAAAUGCAGUGGGGCAAUUUUUUUUUCUUUUGUCUUUUUUUUACUUCUUUGCUGGUAAAUAAACGGUCAUGUAAUCAUCACCUAUUCAUCCUAUUGGCAACGGAUUCUUUUAUUAAACGAGAAAAAAAUCCAUAACUCCAAUUUUUGGACAUCAUUGCAUGUCAACACGGCAAAAGUGAAGCGCGUCAUCCCCCAGAAAUGCAUCUUCUGGGGUUACUUCACCCAGCCCUAUGAACUGUGGCUAAUACUGCGUAGAUUGGUAGAAAAGAUUUUUCUUAAAACUUCUGUUCUUUGCUUUUACAUUCUGUCGCUCGCUCUCUUUCUGUAUGUAAAAUUUGAAACAAAAAGGUGGACAUUUUUACCAAAAUCAUGUUGCUUCCAACGGGAACUUCACUGGCAUUGAUACAAGCGUGUGCAUGUGACGUGCUGAACGCGUGUAAACUUCCGGGACUCCUACCUAGAACAUAGCAACAUUUCAUAAAGACUUUACCUUACCUCAGCAUUCAUAAUGCUGCCAUCAACUGUGUGGAUUUUAUCAAACCAAGCUGGCAUCAAUUUUUUGGCUCGUUGUGAAGUUUGUGGCGGCGGAGGGGGGGGGGGGGGGGGAGAAGAAGAAGGGGCUUCAUUCAUAAUUGCUGUAAAGGAAAUUUCCCCCCCCCCCCCCUCCUCCCCAUAAUAGCUGAUUGAAAUGUUUGCUUUCGUAUCGCUUUGUUUGGGUUGUAAUGAAUCAAAUUGUCUGUUAAUGAUCCUGUGAUGUAAGUGAUGAUUUGUACAUCAACACGGGGCAGUUAGACUUUUUUUUUUUUUUUUUUUUAAAGCUCCUGAAAUACUUUUUUCUCUCUAAUUCCGUUCAAAUAUCACUUUAACAGUACGGUUGAAAAUUGUGAAGAAACAAGACUCAUUACUCAAUUGAUAAUUCAGCAUCUGGUCUCUGAGGUGGCACUAGCAAUAACUGCAGCCUAACUAUAAUCACGAUCAGGGUCCAAAUAACAAUUUUUCUUUCCUACUUUUUUUCUGUUUUAGAUGCUAACGAUCACAAAGAGGGAGCAUUUAGCAUUGCUUGUUGAAUUAAAAUACGAUCUUUGCUUCAGCUUUUCCUUCUUUUUUUUUUCUUGUUGUGAGCACUGCAGUUCCAGUGGACUACGAAGGACUUUUAAAGUGUUUGUUCUAUUUGAAAAUGUGAAGCUGUUGGAGUCAUCAUUUAUUUUGUUUUAUUUUAUUUUAUUUUAUUUUUUUUGUUGUUGUAACGGACACUCAUUUUGAAACUCACAAUGCCAAUGUCAUAACUGGUUAAAUGUUACUGCUUAGUAUAACGCUCCAUGACACUACAAAAUGUUGCGAUUUAUCUUUAUGACAGUGUUUCACUGGUAUAUAUGUAUAUGCAUACUUAACUGUACAGUCAAGCCUUGUCAGUGAGGGGAGGCUUAAACCCACGUUUGAUUUUAAGAUAUUGUGGCACCAUAAAGGAUUUGACGUCAGAAAAAAAGGUCACCAUGUUCUCAGAAUGGACUGCUUUCACCUGUUGAUAGGUUUACUGGGCUUGGAGUUGUUUUUGCCUCUUCCUUUUUUUUCUCCUCCCUUACUGCAAAAGAUCUUGAUGCUUCUCAUCAUUGUACCUGCACCAAAUGUUGCCCUGACUUUUUUUGUACUUUUAAGAUGCAUAUUUCAUUUUGUCAAGAGGACCAGUGCUUUCUACAGCUGAUCCAGCAUUCUAUUUAUCCUACCUGAUCUUUAUCCUUUCAGAUAUUUGGUCAUUACUCUCCCUUGUUUAAAAAAAAAAAAAAAAAAGAGCUUAUUGAAAAGAAAAGAAAUAAAGCAGUUGUGAUUUCUUAAAUGUACCGUUGAUUGUGUAUUCUCACUUUGUCAUAUUAAAAUCAUGCAUCAAAUUCUUGUGA